This is a messenger RNA of Nanorana parkeri, 1947 nucleotides long. RefSeq names its product nuclear factor, erythroid 2 like 2 (gene NFE2L2). The transcript has 5 exons. The coding region runs from base 190 to 1947 and encodes 585 amino acids. NCBI's taxonomy places the organism in Eukaryota, Metazoa, Chordata, Amphibia, Anura, Dicroglossidae. The record is from RefSeq and is a predicted model, not a curated record. Gene Ontology annotation, cellular component: nucleus. Gene Ontology annotation, molecular function: DNA-binding transcription factor activity, RNA polymerase II-specific; RNA polymerase II cis-regulatory region sequence-specific DNA binding. Gene Ontology annotation, biological process: regulation of transcription by RNA polymerase II; cellular response to oxidative stress.
AGUGUCUGGUGACUUUGGCAGUGUUGCGCUGGACUUUCCCGUCAUUUCGCUCGGGACGGUCCUGUGAACGGAGGGGAAGGAGAGUUGCCGGCCGGGAAGAAAGAAGGGGGAACAAGGAAGAAGCGCCACACCGAGGAAACACUGCGACCACCACAGCGAGGAGACACCCGGCCGGUGCCAGGGGCCACCAUGAUGGAAAUAGAGUUACCCCCCGCCAAGCAGUCCAUGCAGGAUACAGAACUCAUCGACAUCCUAUGGAAACAAGACAUUGACCUCGGUGUUGGUCGAGAAGUUUUUGACUACCACCAAAGACAGAAGGAAUGUGAGCUGCAAAAACAGAAGAAGAUUGAAAAAGAGCACCAGGAACAACUUCUGAAGGAGCAGGAAAAGGCUUUUUUUGCCAACCUGCAACUAGAUGAGGAGACUGGGGAAUUCAUCCCGAUUCAGCAGCCGGCAUUAAUAGAGGCUGCAGUAGUCACAAGUUCCUUGCAGAAUAAGCCGGAUCUGGGCCAAGGACUGUCCUUUGAUGACUGCUUGAAAAUCUUAGCCGAUACAUUCCAGAUUGAGACGCCUCCAAUGACCUACCAAACAGAAAUUUCACCCACUCCUCACAUAGAGGUCAGUCAGAACUUCCUCACUACAGAUCCGCUUCCUGCAAUUGAAACUCUGCAGAACACAACCGCUAAUGCAGAAUGCAUGCAUGAAAUGGACCAGGCCUGGGAGGAGCUGAUGUCUAUUCCUGAGUUACAGUGUCUGGGCAGUCAGAUUGAUGGCUUUGCUAAUCUGAGUAUGUAUCCGAAUCAGGAACCCGUGACAGAGGCUGUGCACAGUUACAUGUAUCACAGUCCAGUACCAGCGAUGGAAAAUCCAGUGGAAAACAUAGUACCGGUUUUCUCGAAUGACUUUGCAGGUUCUUUUGUACCCAAUGUGCCCACAGUAACCACAAACCAAACCUUUCACAUGGAAUCUUUUUGUGAUGACAUAUUUACCCUUACUGACCCCAAAGUGACCAAUGUGCCUUUAACAGACAAUUCAGGCCAGUCUCUCACUGAACUUUUACAUGAAUCUGUUGAUAUUACGGACCUAUCAAAGUGCAAAGCAUUUAACGGGAACAAUCCAUCAGAAUACAAUGAUUGCGAUUCGGGAAUUUCAAUUGGCACAAGUCCUUGCGCUACAUCGCCUGGGCAGCAAUCUAUGGGCUCCUCUGUCUAUGGAGACGCUCCUUUUGGAUACAGUGACUCUGAAAUGGAGGACACGGAAAGCACAUCUGAAAGCGUACUACAAAAUCCCACUGAAGAGCUCCCAGCGUCCUUCACGGAGGAUGCAUUUUUUUCACUCUCGCCUUUCGUACCACUCGAUGCGUCCUUUGAAACAGAACUUCACAAUUCCCCAGAAAUGGAGUUGCCCGUUAGGCCUGGUCAAAGCAAUACCCCAUUCACGAAGGACAAAACUGCAAGCCGCCUUGAGGCUCGUUUCACUAGAGACGAGCAAAGGGCAAAAGCUCUUAAUGUACCAUUCUCCAUUCAUAAAAUUGUUAACCUUCCUGUGGAUGACUUCAACGUUUUGAUGUCCAAACACCAGUUUACCGAUGCCCAGCUCGCCCUCAUCCGAGAUAUACGCAGGCGUGGAAAAAAUAAGGUGGCGGCCCAAAAUUGCCGCAAGAGGAAAAUGGAGAAUAUCGUGGACCUGGAGCAGGAUCUAGACAAGCUGAAGAACGAGAAAGAGAAACUACUCGCCGAGAAGGGAGAGUACAACAACAGCCUCCGUCUUAUGAAGAAGCAGCUCGGGACCUUGUAUAUGGAGGUCUUCAACAAGUUGCUUGAUGAGGAUGGAAAGCCGUACUCCCCUCUGGAAUAUUCCCUUCAGCAAACAAAGGAUGGGAGCGUCUUCCUUGUUCCGAAAGCCAAAAAAAUCGAAAUUAAAAAAGAACAGAUCUUAAAAUGCUAG